AUGUGCUCCCCCGGCCCGGUUCAAUCUCAGGAUGCAUUAAAAGAAAUCAGUCGUUGUCGUGAGGAUAGCACAAGUCGAUUGGACUUAUCCAAAGGACAGCUUCAUUCACUCCCAACAAGCAUUCGUGACUUGGCUGUACAUUUGAAAGAAUUGUAUUUGUAUUCGAACAAGCUAGUCAGUCUGCCCGUUUCAGUUCAAUUCGUACAACCAUUAACCAUGCACUAUCGUGCACCGGAGAAGAAAGGAAAGUCGAAAGUGGAAUCGAAAAAAAUGGAGAAGUUCAGUGGUCUAAGGCUGCAAAUAGAUUGGGGAGAUGCACGAACGCCACUGUUUACGACACCCAGCCAUAUCGCUCAGUGUCUCUAA
This is a messenger RNA of Echinostoma caproni, 366 nucleotides long. Lineage: Eukaryota; Metazoa; Platyhelminthes; Trematoda; Plagiorchiida; Echinostomatidae. The record is from the annotation of a GenBank genome assembly.